UUUCUCGUACACGUAAACCUGCUCGGCACUUGCGCACACACACCAACACAUCAUCGUGUCAAAUACCAACGAAAGCAAUCACUCGCGCAGUUUCUUCUUCUUCUUCUUCUUCUUCUUUUUUCUUUCUCGUCUUCUGUUGCUGAAUUUCGAUUUCUCAAUUCUCAAUCUCAAGGUGAAAUGAUGCACUCAGUAGCUAUAAUUACUUUUGGAUGCUGGAGAUAAGGCGUGAUGGGCGGUUGCUGCUGCUGUUGUUCUUCUAAGGAGACUGUGUUGAGCGCUCCACCUGCCUACUAUUAUCAGUAUCCAAGAGCACCAGAGGAGCAUGUUCCUCUAUCAUCUCACCAGGGUGCCGCUUCUUCUUUCUCUGGGCGACUCUUGGUUGAUACUAAUCUAGAUACGUCAUCUCCUGAUACUUAUAGACCUCCUCCUGCUCCUAUCCCUUUCAAUGUUACGUUUGGUACCACUCAAACUCCACCUGCAGCUCAAGAAAUUCGUAGUGACAAGCAUAAUGCACCCUUGCUUUCUACAGAUUCUAGUGCAAUUCAAGAACCAGUAUCUGGAGACAAUCAUGGGACCCCAGUUAAGAUGGAAGAGCUGAAGGAAUCAGAAUGCAAAGUUCAGGCUGAUCUAGAGAUAGAUUCUGCUAAGGGUUCUGAAAUUGAACUUGCAAAGCCUGGAAAACCUGUAAUUUUAGUAGAAGAGGAGGAUACAUGCCCAAUUUGUUUAGAAGAAUAUGAUGCAGAGAAUCCAAAACUCGCAACAAAUUGUGACCAUCAUUUUCACCUUGCAUGCAUUCUGGAAUGGAUGGAAAGAAGUGAAACUUGCCCUGUGUGCGAUCAGGAUUUGGUUUUCAACCCUCCCAUUGAAUAAUACAUGUCAACUUAGGAGUUCAAAUAUAGUGUGUGUGAGAAGCGAGAUUACAAAGUCAUGACUUUAAUAUGGUAGCAACCUGAAUUGAUGGCUGUAUUUGGAUUGUUUCGUUUUCUUUGUUUUCUGGAUUAUUCCAUUUUUUACUCACUGUCCCCUGCGUUGCAGCAUACAGGAAAUUGAAGGAAAUAUUCUCUCUUUCAUAGUUUUAUGAAUUAGCAUGUUUCAAAGUGAUAUCUGGAUGUUACAUCCGAAAACAGCAGCCAAUAUGAUUUCUCUUGUUGAUUGUAAAACUUUUGUUACAUUGUCAAAGAAUGGUAGGAUGCUCUCUC
Molecule: messenger RNA, 1199 nt
Organism: Vigna umbellata (rice bean)
Lineage: Eukaryota; Viridiplantae; Streptophyta; Magnoliopsida; Fabales; Fabaceae
Product: putative E3 ubiquitin-protein ligase RHB1A
Cellular component (GO): cytosol
Molecular function (GO): ubiquitin-protein transferase activity
Source: RefSeq, a predicted model, not a curated record